AGAAAGAGAAGCUCCAUGCGCUUAUCCUAGUGUAGUUCUCAUUCCUCAACUCGUUUUGUUGACAUUUUUCUUAAGCAGAAGAUCGACGAAGAGGAAAAAGGAGAGAUGGGUCUUGGAUUUUCUUCAUCAUGGAGCCUCAGCUUCUGUGUUCUGCUUGUUUUAAUGUCUGCAGAAGCCAGCAAAGGGGAAUACAGUCUGCAGAAGCAUGAAGAUGGAGGUGAAGAAGCCAUGGCUAGAAAGCAUAUCCAUACUCAUAUGGACAUGUCCAUGCGUAUAUUCUUCACAAUAACUGAUCUGAAGGUUGGGAAAAGGAUACCUGUUUACUUCUCCAAGAGAGACCCUGCUACCUCUCCUUAUCUGCUGCCUAGAGAAGAAGUUGAGUCCAUCCCCUUCUCAUCAGCCCAACUCCCAUACCUUCUUCAGUUCUUCGGAUUUUCUCAAGGUUCUCCACAGGCCAUAGCCAUGGAGAACACACUCAGACACUGUGAGACUGAGCCCAUUGAAGGAGAGACAAAGUCAUGCGUGACAUCCUUAGAAUCCAUGCUUGAUUUUUCCCGGAAAAUAUUCGGAUUGAAGGCCAGUUUUGAAGUUAUAAGCACUAAGCUUGGAGAGAAGACAACCAGUCUCCUGCAAAACUAUACCAUCCUGAAAUUGCCCAAGCCCAUCUCGGCUCCCAAAAUGGUGGCCUGCCAUACCUUGCCCUACCCUUAUGCAGUUUUCUACUGUCACUUCCAAGAGGGUGAGAACAAGGUGUUUGAGGUUUCACUUGGGGGGGAGAAUGGAGAUAGAGUGGAAGCUGUUGCUGUUUGCCACAUGGAUACCUCUCAGUGGAACCAAGACCAUGUGUCUUUUCGCUUGCUGGGAGUCCAACCAGGAGCCUCUCCGGUGUGCCAUUUCUUCCCAGCAGAUAACCUCAUUUGGGUUCCUUCACCAGCCUUGAUUCAGGACUAAUAAUUUGAUUUGUGAUAGUGAUUGUAUGCUUCUUUAUAUUGGUCAUGUCCCACACCCUUGAACUAAGUAAUUGAAUCAUAUUUUACAUGUUUGUGUUGCAUACUGAAGCAUGAAUCAGUCUUACUGUGGAUUGGGAUGUCGCGGUUUGAGCUCUCAGCUACCUGAUCAGCUUGUGGGGAUGGAGUUAUAUGGUAAAUUCAUAAGGGUUUAUGGACACAUCACCAUUGAAAAAAAAUUAUGUAUUAUAUAACAAGUUUGUCCUUAUUAUAGUUUUAAUCCUCGAGCUCGACUAGACCUCAACCAGACCUCGAUCGUAAUCGAGAAAAGAGGAACUUCAUCAUUGUAAUCCUUCUCCUUCAUUUAAUUAAUAAAUUCUGAAGUGUUAAUGUCAACUUUCAUAGA
This is a messenger RNA of Vitis riparia (riverbank grape), 1353 nucleotides long. Its product is annotated as BURP domain-containing protein BNM2C-like. The transcript has 2 exons. Bases 106 to 951 code for a protein of 281 amino acids. The record is from RefSeq and is a predicted model, not a curated record. NCBI's taxonomy places the organism in Eukaryota, Viridiplantae, Streptophyta, Magnoliopsida, Vitales, Vitaceae.